AACGAAUUGAUAUGUUUAGAAAAUCGCAAGGUAAUCUUCGAGACUGAUGUCUACAUGGUAAUGAUUUUGCUGACGACGGUAUUCCACCUCCCAUAUGUAAGCGGAUGAAGGUUGACGAGGUGAGGUGGGGAAGACGAAGCCCGGCUAUCGAGACCCAUCAACGAUGACGCUGAAGGGAACUUCUUGACAUUUCGGACCAACUCCGUUGAGGCCGCGCACAACGUCGACAGCAAGAUUUGCUAAAGGUGUUGCCAUCAAACGAUAUAUCGUAAUGGCGCUCACAGAGCCCACGCCGGAGCAAACACUCAAGCUGUUCCAAGACAUUGAGCAACACUUUCCGUCAAAGACUCUCGGCGAAGACAAAUGGCAGAUACUCGCGAUCGCAUCCGUUGCCGGAGGAGGCCACCCAGCGUGCGCGGCCGACCUGUACAAGUACCUGAUCUCGCAGCCGCAAUAUCGUGAGCCCGAGCAGCGCAAGGCUCUCAUCCGUCGACUUCGGGAAGCAUUGGUGAAGCUCGUGUCGGUCGUGGGAGUCCCGAAACCCUUGGAGGCCAUCUUCAGCAUUGCGGACAUUGAACGAGACGAGGACAAAGAUUACUCAUUUUCGAGGGAGAAGUGGCAGUCGGGAGAGGAGAAUGCAAAGCGAGGAGCGGACUGGCUGGCCCAAAUCUACAAGCACAACGAUGCUUCUACUGCGGCACGCAUGGCAGCACACAAGGACUUUCGAUGGCUGUCGAUCGAGAUUACAUACGGCUUGUAUCUCAGUGACCAUUCAAUCCUGGAUGCCGUGGACACCGAGCUCGUUGUGCUAUCUGGCAUCAUGAUCCAGAAUCUCAAGACCGAAACGGGUUGGCAUUUGCGAGGCACGCGAAGAAUCGGCGUGAGCUUUGACGACGUUGAGCUGAUUCAGCAGUGUAUCGAAAAAGUUGCUACAUUCUGCGGACUGCAGCUGACGAGAGUUCCAAGGGUGCGAGAUAUCGAGCAUGAGGUGUGA
Molecule: messenger RNA, 994 nt
Organism: Neohortaea acidophila
Lineage: Eukaryota; Fungi; Ascomycota; Dothideomycetes; Mycosphaerellales; Teratosphaeriaceae
Exons: 7
Coding region: 272-994 (240 amino acids)
Source: RefSeq, a predicted model, not a curated record